Echinococcus granulosus is the source of this 495-nucleotide messenger RNA. RefSeq lists its product as hypothetical. The record is from RefSeq and is a predicted model, not a curated record. The coding region runs from base 1 to 495 and encodes 164 amino acids. The transcript has 4 exons. NCBI's taxonomy places the organism in Eukaryota, Metazoa, Platyhelminthes, Cestoda, Cyclophyllidea, Taeniidae.
AUGCAGAAUAACAAGUUGGACAAUGCACUUCGGCAACUUUGUAAUACACUUCAAUUCGGUCCGUUCCAUAAAACAGAGGUGGUUCUAAAUUAUUGGGGAAAGUAUGAGCGUUUAUUAUUAAUAAAUGAAGUGCAGGGAGUGCGACAUUGGCCAGAAGUUAGUAGGAAAAAAGUUGGCCUUGUAUUUCCUAAGUCUCUGGUUCCAGUUGCGUUUGCCCAAAACUCCAGCAAUUUUGAAGGCAUUUCUUCACAAUUUCCAAACAUGAUAAAUUUACCUGUAUCUUUUAAGUUAAAGCCUUAUUUUGCAUGGGUAAUCCACACAACACCAUUACCCAUUGCAAAAUUUCAUAAAAAGGCGAUUCUGUCUAUAAGAACCGUGAACCUGACUGUGUACUACUUUGGUACCCACAAAACACUUUGGGGGCUACAAUAUGAUUUGGGUAUUUGGACAGAACUCGUUUCUGGAUUUUACUUAAACAUUAAGACAGGUGUAUAA